AUGAGGAUCCACACAGGAGAGAAGCCAUUCGUAUGCAGCGAGUGCGGGAAGUGCUUCAACACACUAGCCAACAUGGUGCGGCACGUCCGGAUCCACACCAGGGAAAGGCCGUAUACCUGCACAGUGUGCAGCAGGAGCUUCAAGGACAACAUCCUGAAACGCCACCUGUUUGUCCACUCUGUGAAGAACAGCAGCCUCAAGGAAUCUUCGCGUGAAAAUGGUGACAGGAAGAGUUCACCUGUAAGAAAACCGCGAGCCAUGUGUAAGGUGUGCAGUAUGACGUUCCACUCCAUGCUUUCCCUGUUGAAUCAUGGCAAACAACACGAGACGCUCCUCUGCUGCGUGGGUGGGAAUCAUUUCAAUUCACCAGAAAGCCUUGCAGUUCACCUAGACACUCACAUCUUAAAAGUUGAAUGGGUGAAAUAG
Girardinichthys multiradiatus is the source of this 426-nucleotide messenger RNA. RefSeq names its product zinc finger protein 19-like. The transcript has a single exon. NCBI's taxonomy places the organism in Eukaryota, Metazoa, Chordata, Actinopteri, Cyprinodontiformes, Goodeidae. The record is from RefSeq and is a predicted model, not a curated record. Bases 1 to 426 code for a protein of 141 amino acids. Gene Ontology annotation, biological process: regulation of transcription by RNA polymerase II. Gene Ontology annotation, molecular function: RNA polymerase II cis-regulatory region sequence-specific DNA binding; DNA-binding transcription factor activity, RNA polymerase II-specific.